CGUUAGCCUUUUGGAGUUACAUUUCUAAAAGAUUUUUUUGCGUUAGUCUUUUGGAGUUACAUCUGUUUUAAAAGACUGUACAUUAGUCUUUUGGGGUUACAUAUUUUAAAACUUUUUUUGCGUUAAUCUUUUGGAGUUACAUCUGUUUUAAAAGACUGUACAUUAGUCUUUUGGGGUUACAUAUUAAAACUUUUUUUGCGUUAGUCUUUUGGAGUUACAUUUUUUAAGAAAAAGACUUUGUGCGUUAGUCUUUUGGGGUUAGAUUUUUUAAAAAGACUGUGCGUUAGUCUUUUGGGGUUAGAUUUUUUAAAAGAUUUUGUGCGUUAGUCUUUGGGGUUAGAUUUUUUUUAGAAGAGUUUGUGCGUUAGUCUUUUGGGGUUAGAUUUUUUUAAAAGACUUUAUGCGUUAGUCUUUUGGGGUUAUAUUUUUUAAAAGACUUUGUGCGUUCGUCUUUUGGGGUUGGGUAUAAUAAGGAGAAUUUGAAGCUUCCUCUCCCUCUGCUUGACCAUGUUGGGUUUCUCUGAUUCUCGUCCGGGCCGGAGAACCUCGUGGCUGGUCAGCGCCCUGUCCCAUCACUUCGGCUCCGAGGGCGGACAAGUGGACAACGAGAUCGUGGUGUUAGCCACCGGCCUGGACCAGUACCUGCAGGAGAUCUUCCACCACUUGGACUACGAAGGGGACGGGCUGGUGUCGGGAGAGGACUUUCGGGCUCUGUGCUCGGUGCUGGGGCUGGAGGAAGGUGUAGACGGGCCGCCCGAAGCGGUCACCUUCCGGCACUUCCACGCCCUCCUGUGUGAACCUUUCCACCGCCUCCUGGGCCGGGGGGAACCGGGGAACCGGCUGCCGGUCAGCCAAGAGACCGAACACAUCGAGAGGCAGAUCCGGCUCCGGUGCCCCCGCCGCCGCCGGAGGAAGAAGAAGAAGAGGAGCGUGUCUUUCCAGCUGCCCCGGGACGGAGGUGAAGAGGACGGGGACGAGGAGAGCCCUGAGCCCGGGGCCGAAGAGGCACAGCAAGAUCCCAGUGCGGGGGAACUGGAGAACGCCAGCCUGCGGGAGUUGGUGGAGGAUCUCCGGGGAGCUUUGCAGAGCAGCGAUGCCCGCUGCCUGGCCUUGGAAGUCGGUCUCCGGAAGGUUUUGAGCGGUUUCCCCGGGGCUCCGAGGCGGCAGACCCAGGAACCGCGUCCGCCCAGCCUGAGCUGCUGUUCGGUCGCUCACGUCUGCCCCGGUUCCCGUCACCUGCUCCGGGAGCUGGAGCUCAUCCGCACGUCCCGGGACGGUCAGAUUGACGAGGCCAGGCGCUUAAACCGGCAGCUGGAGCAGGAACUCCGGGAUGCUCACUGCCGCCUGGGGCACCGGGAGUACCGACUGGCCGCCCUCCGAGCCGAGCACGGCCGGCUCCGCGACAAAGCCGAGAGGGUGACUGCAGCUCUCCGGGCCGCCCUGGACAACGUGAAGGAGCUGGAGAGGAGAGUCCGGCAGGUCCCCGUGUUAGAGAGCCAGGUCCAGGAGCUGCAACACCAAAUGCAGCGCUACAGGUUACAAGAGGGCCAAGGCAGAAAGGACACAGCUUUGCUGAGCCACUCCCAACACUGGCACAAAUAUUACAGCUCUCGUCAGAAUAAUUGGAGUCCCUCAUUCCAACGAGCACGGAGUCCGCCAACGGGGAAAGCAGAUUGUACCUUGGAAAACAGGGAAUGUUAUAGCUCGCAGAAUGGAGAUCCUUCCUGUAACGAAGAUGAGGGACAUUUACUCAGAGCAGUCGAGGGAUGCGCUGCUUCUGAUGAGGAGGAAGAGAGAGGUACGGAGGAUCAACACUGUCAGAUGAUGGAACUGAACAGAGAUGGCUGCAGUCGUGAAGGGUGCCACUGUAGCACAUUACAACAACUGCUCUGUCACAACUGCAGCUGUGAGAACAGGGAGAAUGGUUCCAUGGUCUUUCCGCCAUGGAUGGAAAGAGAAAAGGAACUCACAAUUCAGCUAAAGAACAAGGAGGAGAAAGUGACAGAGCUCCAGACUGAGACUGAGAAGUUGUCAUGUGCAAUGACCAAGGAACUCCAGCUGAAAGGGGAGGAGGUGGAAAUGCUGAGGAUAGAACUGCAGAUGGUUGAAACUGAUCGGGUGCGACUCUCGCUGAUUGAGGAGAAACUGACCGAUGUACUGCAGCUUCUGCAGCAACUGCGAACACUGAAUGUUUCCAGACGGUCGUUGGGAAAGAUUUUAAUGAACACUUUGGACUCCUGUUACAGUGUGCGACAUGGAAUGAUGAGCUCCUUGGACAUACUGAGUGUUCUCCAUAAAGAAUUGCUGUCUUGUGAGUUACUCACCAAAGGUUCCUGUCAAACAGAAGAUGAGCAGAUCAUGAAAAAUUCCCUGGUGAUAUCAUGUUAGUGAACGGAAGUGGACAGAUGCGAUUAGGUGGCAUUAGUCAUUUGCAGCAAUAAUCUUCAAUCUUUCCCUCUUGAGCAAUCAGUUGGGAUGUGGCCACAUUAAUAGGAAGAAACCAUUUGAAAAUCCAUCACACAGAUACAUUUGUUCAUUAAUGCUUGUGUACCAGAGGCUGAUUGAUCACAGGCUGACACGUACAGACAUCUGAAGGAAUUAAUAAUAUGCCAUCUGUGCUAUCUUGGACUUUGACCAAAAUCUGGGACAAAAAUUCUAUAAAUUUGCACCUGGUUCCAAAAAGACAAGCCAGUCGAUCUAAAGAAAGAACUCGAAGGUACUUGGGAUAUCGCAGCUAAUGAAACCUGUUUUCUGAGUGGACAAAUGAGGUAGCCACAUCGUGCACAGAAAGAUCCCACAAAGAAGGCGACCCCAGUUAAUUUAGUCAUAGCUGUGAGGUGAUUGUUCAUCAGGAUACUGGGAGAGCUCCCUGCAGAAAGAUGAGUGAUGGAUGUUAUGUGUCCAUUGGAACAGGUAGCUGAUGCCUUGGUGUAAUGGCUCAUCUCACUGGUCACACUUCCAGCAAUUCAAUGUUGCUUCUGAACAAGACUGAACUUUAACGGGAAGCAGAAUACCACAGAUGCCAGAGAUUUGAAAUAAAAACGAAAUAAAAAAGCAUUGGAAAAACUCAGCAGCUUCUGUGGAGAGAAAGAGACUUUUAUCAGAAAAGAUGAUGUGCUUAGUCUUGAAGUAUCUAUCAGCUAACCACAUUCCACAUGACGAGGAGUGGCUCAGAAUAACAAGGCCAUUAAACAAUAAAUGAACCACUAGGGUUUAUUUCUGAUGGGAGAGAUUUGAAAAUAAGUGAACCUUGAUUAGCCUGUACCUGGAACACUGCAUACAGUCCUGGCCGCCGUAUUAUUAAAAAGAAAGAUAUCGAGACCCUGGAGAGGGAGUAAAAUAGAUUUAUAAAGGAGAAUGCCGGAUUGAUAACUUCUUUUUCUCCUUUUGAAAAGAGAAGGCUAGGGAAUGUCCUAUUAAAAAUCUUUACUAUUAUGGAGGAUUUUGAUCAUUCAGAUGCAGUGAAAAUGUUAUGGGGAAGAGCAUAACUAGAAGCCAUUAGUGUGAAAUUAUCUCCAAGAAAUCUAAUAGGGGAAAUAGUGGGAAAGAUACAAUGACAGGAUGGGUCCUGAUUGUUGAAGUUCUGGGGAGAACUUUUCAAUGGACAGAGUAAUGCAGCUACAUGUAGCCUAGGCUGCUCGCUUUGGAUUCUUAACUUCAUUUUUCCCAAGGUGAUGGAAUUCUACAGAAGAGAGAGAGAGCUUCCUGGGCUCCUCAUUGGGAGGAGGCACAGCCUUCCAACAUGGAUACUUCAAAAGACAUCGGAGUUCCAUAAAAAACUCAAUUCCACACCCACAGCAGUUACACUUAGAAAUGCAUGGACCCUGAUGCUUAACAAAAUAUCCAAUGUUGCAGAAAGAUUAAAAAGUUAUAGGGAACUUCUUUACCCAGAGAGUAGAACUCGCUACCAGAGGAAGCAGUUGAGUUGUAUAAUUUCAAAGCAUUUAAGGAGUUGCCUAAAGGAGCUUGUGAGAGAGAAGAGAAAUGGAGGGCUAUGCUGAUUGAGUACAAUGAAAAAUGUGAGAAUAAGGUAUAGGGCUAUAUGGACUGGUUGGGAUGGAUAUCUGCUGCUAUGCUGUUGCUUCUGUGCAAUCUUCUGAUUUCAUGGGUCAUGUAAAUUGCCUGUUGGUAUAUACCAAAGCUGUAAUAGCUGUGUACAUUUUAAAAACAACAAUUUUUUAGUUUUUGAAAUUGUGCCUAGACUUUUAGUCUUUGUUUAUCUCCCCAUAUUUGUGGUUCUGGUUCACUAUAUCCUCUUGUUCAUCUUCUGAUAUUGUACGCAUUAUUAUUUUAAAGGAUCUGUCUCCCCCUUGUGGGUAAUCAUUGUUAUUUAUUAUGGUUCCUAUUCUAGACGGUGAUGUUCUGGAGAUAUUUCCUUUGAUUUUUCUGGAUAGGAUUAAAUUGAUUAUACCUGGA
This is a messenger RNA of Rhincodon typus (whale shark), 4416 nucleotides long. RefSeq names its product EF-hand and coiled-coil domain-containing protein 1-like. Lineage: Eukaryota; Metazoa; Chordata; Chondrichthyes; Orectolobiformes; Rhincodontidae. The coding region runs from base 508 to 2388 and encodes 626 amino acids. The transcript has 7 exons. Gene Ontology annotation, molecular function: calcium ion binding. The record is from RefSeq and is a predicted model, not a curated record.